UUAUGGUUGGAAAUAUGGUAGAGGAGCUUAUCUGUUAAAUUAAAUUUAAAACUAAGCUUCCUAAAAAUAUAACAAUUUAUUAUCGUUUACUCAAAAACAACACAAUAUUUUGCAAUAUAAUCACAAUUAAGAAAACCUUACAUAUCACAACAAUAGUCUUAAACUUUGUUUUGCUUAUCAUUGUUUUUCGCUUUUUUGAAGUUUUGAAGUUCAGUUUUAAAUCAGCCAGCAGUCGAAAUGCAAGGCAUUUUUGGAUUCCUGUUGAUCGUUGGACUAUUAAGCAGUAUUUUAUCUGAAUUCUGUGAUAAUGGUACUGGAGAGUGCAAGGACCUAAGUGCCUCGGAUUGCCCGGCAAUAUUUUUUAAGCUACAUUUAAUUGGAAAUCUUGUGAAAUAUUGCGAUAAGUUCAACGACAUUGUUUGCUGUCCUCUGCCAAUUAAUAUGCAAAGCCAUUCGCAGCAAUUCUCAACCAACAUUGGUCUCAGGAGAUACCAAAAGGAAUGUUUUCGUUAUAACGAGAUAAGGACUUCCUGCCGAUCCACCGCUUUCAUUGUGGGUGGCACCAAGGCCGCAGGUCGGGAAUUCCCAUUUAUGGCGCUACUUGGCCAGCGUGGGAAGAACUCUUCGAAAAUCGACUGGGACUGUGGCGGCACUCUCAUCCACCCCAAGUUCGUGCUAACGGCCGCCCACUGUCUGGAAACCAGCGAAACAAAGGAGCAGCGCUUGGAUCCCAAUUACGAUUGCCCAAAAUAUGUGGUUAGAUUGGGGGAACUGGAUUACGAUAGCAGCUCGGAUGAUGCCCAGCCUCAGGACUUCCGGGUGGUUAACUAUGUGGUGCAUCCGGCUUAUGGUGAAGACGAUGAUACUGGAAGUCGAAAGAAUGACAUUGCUCUGCUGGAAUUGGAAAGGGAGGCGAUUUUCAACGAAUAUGUGGCACCUGCCUGCCUGCCACUUGCCAGUGGAAAUGAACAUCUUCAAGUAACUGCCGCCGGAUGGGGAGCAACCUCAGAGGGAGGACGCUCUUCGUCGCAUCUCCUUAAAGUCAAUCUGGAAAGAUUUGAUGAAAAGCAAUGCAGUCAGCGGUUGAGCCAUAAGAUAGAUAUGCGUACCCAACUAUGUGCUGGAUCUCGGAACACCAGUGCGGAUACUUGUUAUGGCGAUUCCGGUGGUCCUGUCUUCGUCCAACAUCCCACUUACACCUGUCUCAAGCAGGUGAUUGGCAUUACCUCGUACGGAUUGGUGUGUGGUGUACAGGGAUUGCCCAGUGUUUAUACCAAAGUCCAUCUCUACACCGAUUGGAUCGAGAAUAUCGUAUGGGGCGAAUAGGCAUGAAAAUAUUUAAACAACCAAUUCGCAACUUCAACUUGAAGGUGCCAACUUAAUUUUGCACUUUUAGUUAAUGAAGUUAUGUUAUGAAUGAAGACAUUUUUUAUGAAUUCAAGUCACUUUAAUGCCAUUCUUUUGCUUAUUUAGUUAAUAUAUUCAAUGCUUUGUUGUAAGCAAACAUAUUCAUAGAUGGCUUAUAUAUAUUUAUGGUAACUCAUUGUAAUUUUAAGUGCCAGCUUAAUUCUUUUUCCUACUUCAUUCAACUUUACUUUUUCUCUUCUUCAUAAUAAAUAUAUAAAAUACUGAUUCAUAUUCAAAGGAAAAACUUAAGAUCCUUCUAACAUUCCUUUAUAGUUUUUAAUAUUUAAAACUCCAAGUAACAUCUAUACAAAAUUC
Messenger RNA from Drosophila eugracilis, 1722 nucleotides. RefSeq names its product serine protease snake. The transcript is spliced from 3 exons. The record is from RefSeq and is a predicted model, not a curated record. Gene Ontology annotation, biological process: proteolysis. Lineage: Eukaryota; Metazoa; Arthropoda; Insecta; Diptera; Drosophilidae. The coding region runs from base 238 to 1326 and encodes 362 amino acids. Gene Ontology annotation, molecular function: serine-type endopeptidase activity.